UCCUACAAUACAAUCAUCUUCCAAACACACACACACACACACACUAAAGUCAAUUUGAUAAACUUUAAACAUGCUCACCUUUCAUCCAAACCCCAAGCCAUGGCACCCAUAUGCUCCAACCAACAACACACAGACCUUCUCUUCUAUGCCCAAAAUUCUUCCAUCCAAAAUAGAGAACACUUUGAAUGAAGAAGGCAAGCAAACUAAACAGUUCUCCUCAGCUGCAGGAAAAAUCAAACGCCUUGUUCUCACCCAGGAAGGCAGAACAAAACUAAACACCUACCCUGACAGAGAAUUCUAUGCUUAUCCGCGCUUUGUGACCCAUGUUGAUGAUGGCUUUAUAUCCACAUUGACUAAUCUCUACAGAGAAAAGCUAAGCCCUGAGUGGGAAAUUCUUGACCUCAUGAGCUCAUGGGUUAGCCACUUACCUGAGGAAGUAACAUACAAAAGAGUGGUGGGACAUGGUCUAAAUGCACAAGAGCUUGCAAAGAACCCCCGGCUGGACUAUUUCUUUGUGAAAGAUCUGAAUCAGGAUCAACAGCUUGAAUUGGAGAGCUGUAGCUUGGAUGCAGUGAUAUGUACAGUGAGUGUUCAGUAUCUUCAACACCCAGAGAAGGUAUUUGCAGAGGUGUUUCGGGUGCUAAGGCCAGGAGGGAUGUUGAUUGUGAGCUUUAGCAAUCGAUUGUUCUAUGAGAAAGCCAUAAGCACAUGGAGAGAAGGAACUGCUUACAGCAGAGUGCAACUGGUAGUGCAAUACUUCCAAUGUGUGGAAGGAUUCACACAACCAGAAACCAUUAGAAAGUUACCAGCUCCUGCUGGUGCUCGAGAAGACAAAUCACCACUCAGUUGGAUCAUGAGGCUGCUGGGAUUGUUGUCUGGAUCAGAUCCCUUCUAUGCAGUGAUAGCUUACAAGAACUUCAAACCAACAUAUGAAUGAAUAUGAGAUUACCCUCUUUCUAUGGAAGAACAUGGAACUUAAUUUGUGCCUUUAUUCCCAUUUACUUUCCAUUUUUUAUUUUUAU
Molecule: messenger RNA, 1022 nt
Organism: Corylus avellana
Lineage: Eukaryota; Viridiplantae; Streptophyta; Magnoliopsida; Fagales; Betulaceae
Product: S-adenosyl-L-methionine-dependent methyltransferases superfamily protein
Molecular function (GO): S-adenosylmethionine-dependent methyltransferase activity
Source: RefSeq, a predicted model, not a curated record